Messenger RNA from Colletotrichum truncatum, 588 nucleotides. RefSeq lists its product as uncharacterized. The record is from RefSeq and is a predicted model, not a curated record. Lineage: Eukaryota; Fungi; Ascomycota; Sordariomycetes; Glomerellales; Glomerellaceae.
AUGUCUCAGCAAUACACCGUUGGCGAUGGCUCCCCAUUCCUCAAGAGGGUUGUCGUCCCCUUUUACAUCGUUCGAAUUGCAGUAAUGCUUCUUAAUAUCAUUGUCUACUCAUCAACAAUUGCGAUUGCCGUCAACAACAAGAAUGCCAUAGACAGAGAAUCCGGUACCGAGCAUGGUACAACCUACCUCAUUGCCGCCGCUGCCGUCAUCUUGGCCAUCAUCGCUGCGUGCCUAAUUCUCGACAUUGUCUGCAUUGUCAAGCGCUCGCGGAGAACACUUACGCCGCUAUUCUUCCUCGUUGCCAACUGCAUCCAAACAGCCAUCUGGACAGUCAUCUUUGGUCUGACAGUAGCCGCCUCCCUCGGUUCGCCCAUCACAAUCGUCGUUAGCCUUGUGAUUUACAUCUCGUUUCUCAAUAUGCUUCUUUACGGUUCGAUCAUUUACCACAGGCACCGCAAGGGAACCCUGCGUGGCGACUACGCCCCCGCGAACCAAAACCAGCCAACUGCGUAUUACGGCCACUCCGACAACCAGCAGACGAAGCCAUUUAACUCCGAAUCAUACAAUAUGGAGAACCGAUAUGCCUAA